Grammomys surdaster is the source of this 2525-nucleotide messenger RNA. RefSeq names its product protein phosphatase, Mg2+/Mn2+ dependent 1B (gene Ppm1b). The record is from RefSeq and is a predicted model, not a curated record. The coding region runs from base 393 to 1784 and encodes 463 amino acids. NCBI's taxonomy places the organism in Eukaryota, Metazoa, Chordata, Mammalia, Rodentia, Muridae. Gene Ontology annotation, cellular component: cytosol; nucleus. Gene Ontology annotation, biological process: negative regulation of canonical NF-kappaB signal transduction; protein dephosphorylation; positive regulation of canonical NF-kappaB signal transduction. The transcript is spliced from 5 exons. Gene Ontology annotation, molecular function: protein serine/threonine phosphatase activity; magnesium ion binding; manganese ion binding.
GGCUGCUGCUCAAUGGCGGAAAAGCCGAUGGUGCUCUGACCGCCUGGUCCCCCCUGGCAGUUGCGGGGGAGUUUCCUGUCGGCGCGGCUGGAGUCUCUGUUUCUCCGUGUCGGGUGGCUGGAAGAUGCUCCAGAGAGAUCAGGCUGCGGCGGAGGAGGUGGCGGCGGCCGAGUCGGCAGCGGCUCUGGGUUGGAGAGAAGGCGGCGGCGGCGGUGUGAGGGGCCGGACGGUGUAAACAGCUCGGGCGGCGGCGGUGGCCGAGCCCCCAAAGGCGAAGCGGCGGCGGAGGCGGUGUCACGUCUCGGGAGAAAGCCGGGGGCCGCGGGCGGCUGUGCGGCGGGCAAGCUCGCGAGACCUCGCCUUCCACCUUCGCCCCAGAUUCAUUACUAAACAUGGGUGCAUUUUUGGAUAAGCCCAAAACUGAGAAGCACAAUGCUCACGGUGCUGGGAAUGGACUGCGUUACGGCCUGAGCAGUAUGCAAGGAUGGAGAGUGGAAAUGGAAGACGCACACACAGCUGUUGUGGGUAUUCCUUACGGCUUGGAAAACUGGUCGUUUUUUGCAGUUUAUGAUGGUCAUGCUGGAUCCCGAGUGGCAAAUUACUGUUCAACACAUCUGUUAGAACACAUCACUACCAAUGAAGACUUUAGGGCAGCUGACAAAUCAGGCUCUGCUCUUGAGCCUUCAGUGGAAAAUGUUAAGACUGGUAUCAGGACUGGCUUUUUGAAAAUUGAUGAAUACAUGCGUAACUUUUCAGACCUGAGAAAUGGGAUGGACAGGAGCGGUUCGACUGCAGUGGGCGUGAUGAUCUCACCUACGCACAUCUACUUUAUCAACUGUGGUGACUCACGAGCUGUUCUGUGUAGGAAUGGACAAGUCUGCUUUUCUACCCAGGAUCACAAACCUUGUAAUCCAAUGGAAAAGGAGCGCAUCCAAAACGCAGGAGGCAGUGUGAUGAUUCAGCGUGUCAACGGCUCACUAGCAGUGUCGCGUGCUCUGGGGGACUAUGAUUACAAGUGUGUUGAUGGCAAGGGCCCUACAGAACAACUUGUUUCUCCAGAGCCUGAGGUUUAUGAGAUUGUAAGAGCGGAAGAGGAUGAGUUUGUCGUCUUGGCUUGUGACGGGAUCUGGGAUGUGAUGAGCAAUGAGGAGCUCUGUGAGUUUGUUAAGUCUAGGCUUGAGGUGUCGGAAGACCUGGAAAAUGUGUGCAAUUGGGUAGUGGACACUUGUUUACAUAAGGGAAGUCGAGAUAACAUGAGUGUUGUGUUAGUUUGCUUUUCAAACGCCCCCAAGGUCUCAGAUGAAGCCGUGAAAAGAGAUGCAGAGUUGGAUAAGCACUUGGAAUCACGGGUUGAAGGUGACUGGAUUCUUAAAGAACACAUAAACAUUCACAGUAGCUGCCUCACCGUGGAUGAGCGGGCGCCAGCCAUAAACAUACACGGUAGCCGCCUCACCGCGGAUGAGCGGGCGCCAGCCAGAGCCUUAGCCUCCGAUGAAGCAGAGGAAAGUGGAUCACAGGGGAAAUUGGUGGAAGCUCUCAGGCAAAUGAGAGUUAACCAUAGGGGAAACUACCGACAACUGCUGGAGGAGAUGCUGACUAGUUACAGGCUAGCUAAAGUAGAGGGAGAAGAGAGCCCGGCUGACCCAGCUGCUGCAGCUGCUUCUUCGAACAGUGAUGCUGGAAACCCAGUGGCAAUGCAGGAGAGACACACUGAAAGUGGUCCUGCUGAUUUAGACAGCCGUAAUGAAGAUGCAGGGACAAAGAUGAGUGCUGAAAAAAUAUGACCUUUUUUGAGUGAUAUUUUUGUGAUGUUGAUUUGACAGUUUUUACUUAGGAAGUGUACUAUGUGCAUUUAUAUAACCAUUUUGUUAUUUGAAUCUUGGGAAACUAGUUUUCUUAUAUUCCUAUAGCCUUGUUUUUUUAAAGGCCUUUGCAUACACCUUUAUGAUAGUUUAAGAUUGACUAUUUAUAGUAUUUUGAAUUUAAUGAAGUUAUAUGUCCUUUCACAUUGUAUGCCAGAAAAUAGGUUGUCAUUAUUAAAUUCAGUAGUUUAAUUCUUAAUAACUAGGAUUAGAGAUUACUGAUUGGAAAGACAACUAUUCAUUGUGAAAAAACAACCUUGUUAAUGUAGAAUUGACGCUGCUUAUUUUAUACACUCAUGCCUUGCAUAGUUAGCAUUGUAAUCCGUCUGUAUUUACUUAUCAUCUUAGUUCUUCAAGAAUGGCUAGAAUUGGCCUAUAACUUUUCUUUCAGAGUUGAUAAUCUGUGUGUUUUGAUUUGUUUAUAUUUUACAUUUCUGUAGUUUUAUUUUUAGAAUUUAUUGAGAUACUGGAUGUGUGGUUAUUUUUCCUUUCUCUGUAUUCUUUAUGAAAAAUUUUUUUAAAGAACUAUGUACUUUUCAUAUAGCUUUCAUUUGUAUAUUCUGUAUAGCCUACUAAACACACAAAAAUGUAUGUCAACCACAUGUUUAGAAUGAAAUGAUCAGUGUUUACGUCCAAAUAAAGCAUGUGAUGUGGAAUCAUCUA